Molecule: messenger RNA, 1457 nt
Organism: Physcomitrium patens
Lineage: Eukaryota; Viridiplantae; Streptophyta; Bryopsida; Funariales; Funariaceae
Product: stress-response A/B barrel domain-containing protein DABB1
Source: RefSeq, a predicted model, not a curated record
CAUUCUAAACACUGUUAACGAUCGAUCCAUUGCUUCCUUGGUCCCACUUACAGUUCGUGCUGGAUCGUCUGUGUUUUAAAGUUCGUGGAUUUUACAUUUAUCGAUUAUAAUCUCUCGAAUGGAAGGACGAGAGACAACGGUCGGUAACGAUGAGAUGAACGCGGGGAAGAGCGUCGUUUCGGAGGGAUUCCGGGGGCGCGUGUUAAUUCUGACUUGUUUGACUGGGUUUUAAGUGUUUUCCUUAUUAUUACAAGGAUUGUUUUCUGGUUGAGUUAAGCAAUUGGCCGAAGAAGUAACCGAUUGGCACAAUGGGUGAACCGGUGCGGGAGCCGUCAAUUGUGUCCGUAGAACCGCGCAUGCGGAGGCCUUCGUCAAUUGCGGAAGCAUCUCUGCGAGGGCGAAGAGUAUCUGUUGUUGCAGCUGAAAAAGCCUCUCUCAGUAGAAGGCAGUCUCAUGCUGCAUUUCUUUCUAUGGCACCGGGAUUUACAGAAUAUGUGGUCGAGCACGUUGUUUUGUUUAAGGUUAAAGAUGACGCGGAUCCAGCAGAGAAGAAAGCGAUGUUAGAUGCUUUGCAUGAGCUUCGCAGCCUGAAUGGAGUGCUGGAGCUCACUGUCGGUUCAGCACUCUCGGUCCAGGGAGGCAAGUAUACGCAUGUUUUGCAUGGGCGUUACAAAGACAAAGCAGCUUUAAAAGUUUACCUAGUACAUCCUGAUCAUGUCAAUAUUCAACAGAAGUAUAUUCAACCUUUGACUGAGGAUAUUAUUGCGUUGGAUUGGGAGUGCAUCCCUUGUGGUCCAUACAUUAAAAGCGUUGGGGCCAAGCGCAUCACUUUUGUGAAAAUCAAACCAGAGACUACAGCAGAUGACAUGAGGUUCUUGGUUGAGUCGAUAUCACAACUACCCUCUAAGUGUCCCACGGUCGGCCAGGCAAGUGCAGGCAGCAAUUUCUCACCGGAGAGAGCCAAGGGUUUCACUUAUGGGAUUAUGGAGUUUUUCCCCAGCACACAGGAGGAGGAGGAAGUAUAUUCCAGUUGUGAGCACAUGGCAUGGCAGGACACAAAACUUAAGCCCGUUGCAGCAAUUCUAAUCCAUGCAGAUCUUCAUGUUGGGGAAUAGAGUUCAGAUUCAGAUCCUAGUCCUCAACCAGCAGUUUAAGCAUUAACAAGGCGUUGGAGUGAUUCAUAACGUUUGAGCUAACGUCUGAUCUGAUCAAUGCAUUUACAACAAUCCGUAAGAUUAUGAUUGAGCAUUCCAGGGUAAGAAACAGCAGAAGGUUAAAGAAGAGGAUACUGAAGUAUGCUGACUUGUACAUUAGUCCACACCCUCUGGCCUGCUUCUCCAAUAUGUGUGGUCACACGUGUUAACAACUGCGGCAUCGCCUUGUCAUGUCUCAAGUGUCAAGUUGAAGAAACUUCUGGAUACGUAGGCUCACCGAAGAUUGUGCAUUUUACACCCAGA